Messenger RNA from Cladocopium goreaui, 4161 nucleotides. NCBI's taxonomy places the organism in Eukaryota, Dinophyceae, Suessiales, Symbiodiniaceae. The record is from the annotation of a GenBank genome assembly.
AUGGCGUGGCAGUGGCGAGGCUAUGAUGACUGGCAGUGGGGCGAUGACCGCUGGCAGGAUCAUGAUGAGCAGCAACAAGAGCUAGAAGCAGAUGGGCAAGUUCAAGCAGAUGGUCAAGCUGACCAAUGGCAACAAAGGCAAGGCAACUGGAUGGGCUGGUGGGGAGAUCGUGGCUGGUCUUGGCAUGAUAGGCCAUGGACUUACUGGGAUAGGCAGUGGCAUUGGAAUCAGCCGUGGGCUUAUGAUGAUUCGCGCAAUGCUGGCAUGAAUGAGGGUAGAAGGGCUUCUCUGCAAGUCUCCGAGGAGACCAACUGGGAUGGUAGGAGAGGGUCAGACACCUCAGAAAUGCAUGACGCAGUGCCUGGUGAUGUUCCUAGCGUCGAAGGUGAAGAGCCAGCAGCAGGUUCUCAAGCAGCUUCGUCCAACCAAUCCAGGCCACGUGAACCCAAGACUGGCAAGGACAUCAUUCCUUCCUAUGAUGGCAGCACCUCUGUACGAGACUUUAGGCGUCGAGUCCAGCUGUUCGAAGCAUCGACUGGCAUUGACCCUGAGUUUCGUGCAGGACGAUUGGUGGAGCAAAUGACGGGACUGGCAUGGAAGAGCACUGAGACCUUAGAUCUUUCCAGGUUGCAAUCCUCAGGGGGUGUAGAAUAUCUCUUGAGCCAUUUGCAACAGGAACUGGAACCGGUCGAAUACAUCCGUGUCUUUGAGACGUUGCAUCACUUCUUUCGGAAUUUUCGCCGAGAGAAGGGCGAAAGCUUUGUGAACUUCGACAUGAACUUUCGCGCACAGAUGCAGAAGCUGGAUGAGGUUGGUGCUGGGUUGACAGGGAUUGUCAAGUCAUGGUGGUUUUUGGAGACGGCAAGCUUGGGACAGGAGCUCCGGAAGCAAGUGGUAACAGCAUCCGGAGGCAGUUACCAAUAUGAAAGACUGCGUGAGGCCCUCAUGGCCAUUGUUCCAAGUGUGAAACACGAGGAUGAUGACAGGCAUCCGACUGGUCAACCGAAUUCAGCCAAUCCCGUGAGGACCAAGUUCUACGUGCAGAAGAACGUGAAGAUCAAUAAGGUCAACAUCGUUGAUGAUGAUGCUCCGCAAGUCCAAGAACCAGAUGAACAUGGUGAUGGUGGAGUCCCAGAAGACGAAGAGCCUGAUCCGGAGGAGUUGGAGCGCCAGGCACGGGUGCUCAUUACCCAGGCAUCAAAACGCAGAGCUCAGGCUGAACAAGCCCGUGGAUUCACCAAGAAUGAGACAGCUGAACAACGUCAAGCUCGCAUUGCGAGCCUCAAGGCACGCAUGCCUUGCAGUGCUUGCAAGGCCAAUGGUCGAACAACAUACGGCCACUGGCAUUCCGAUCCUGAAUGUCCUUUCUUUGGCAAAGGGGACGGCAAGGCAAGCAAGGGUGUCUUUGUGGUUGCCCAGGAGAACGAGGUGUUGUCCACGGACUCUGAGGAAGUGUUCAUGGUCAAUGUCAACACAGUCUACGGAACUGAAUUGGCAUCGAUUCCUUCGAAUGGGCAGCUUUUGGCACUCAGUGACACUUGCUGUGCUAGGACUGUAGCUGGCUCCAAGUGGAUGGAUCGGACUAUGAAGGAGCUUUGGCGGGCUGGUGCAAACUUUUAUGUUUUGCGAGAAAGGCAAGGUUUUCGCUUUGGUGCCGGCCCUAGAAUCUGGUCAGAGUACUCUGUGGUUCUUCCUACGUUUCUGGGAGAAGGUAAGAGAUCGGUGUUUCUGCGGGUCAGUGUGGUGCCGGUGGAUGUACCUUUACUUUGCUGGUCAGCUGACAAGUUUUGUUGGAUUUGGUUCACACGCUUGGGCACUACCAUCUCUCUGGAGACAACCAGCUCCAACCACAUGGGCUUUUACUUCUGGAGUGAUGAUGCAGUGUCUUUGCCAGAGGAUCCAGACCUUUGGGAUGCGAUGGAUGAGAUUGACAAGGAGGUGAUCAUUUGCGAGCCAAGGCUCAAAGAGAUUUGGACUUUGAUCAAGCCAGCCAAGGUCAGCACUGUGCUGCCCCCAGGUUGGAAGAAAUUCGACCUGCAGAGUCUCAAGAACUUGUACGAGGAGUGUAUGAUCCCGGAUUUGGAGCGUCCAUCAGAUGGCCAUUGGACUCGCUGGCGUCGGGGACAGCUCAUCAUGGAGCUGAGCAUGUGGGAGCAAGACGUGAAGGAGGAGAUGCAGCAAAAAGGGCUGAGCGAAGAUUCUCAGGCAUCGGUGAUGUGUCCCAAGUGCACCAUCCCUUUGAUAGUGUGCACCAACAGGGUGAGCAAGGAGACCUUUCUCGGAUGCAUCCGCUUCCCCGAGUGCCGUCAGACCAUGCCAUGCGUCUCAGCGGGAGUAGAUGUGAGGGAGAAAAUGAAAAGCGAGAAGAUGGCAGAGGGGUACAUGAAACCCACCAAACAAAGGGCGGUGAGAAAGAGGCUCACUCAAGCUCCCCAUCACGUCUCGGACGGUUCUUGGAUGCAUGUGCCGUCGGAUUCCGAGGAUGGAGGCAUGGACACCCAAGGGGAACCAGGGGAUCGCAACAAGAACAUCAACCUGACCGAGCAGGAAGUGCAGAUCAUCAAGGAAGCUCGUGCCAAGGCUCAGCAAAAGACCAAGGACCCCGAUGAGCCGAUGCCCUCAGUUCAAUUAGGCGAUGGCGAGUCUGGCAAUGCUGCAGAAGGUGGACUACCAGUCCGUCGUUCUACUCCUGGCAAGUCUCUGGCAGCUGGUGGCAUUCGUUUCGAGGUGCCGCCUGGCCGGAAAUUGAGCGAUCCAGUGAGGCAGUCUUUAUGCAAAAUUCAUUGCAACUUGGGUCAUCCAUCCAAAGCUGACAUGUUGCGUUUUCUGAAGUUGGGUGGUGUGACCGGGGAGGCUAAAGGUGAAGAGGCUAUGAAAGAGCUCGCCAUCGAAGUGUCGUAUGCGAAGAAUUCCUUGGUCAGAGAACAUGGUUGGUCACCUGUUGAGGGUGAUGAACGUUUCUAUGGAGAACCGGAUAUCCAAAAGUCCAUUGCCUUGUUCAAGGGUGUUUGUAAGGGUGCUACCUUUGAUGAUUUGACCAAACAAAAGGGCCCCGAUUCGGAUGUUUUGGACAUUGACAUUGAUGAAUUUUUUGGGGAGCUUGAUGAAGGUCAGGAACCACCAGACACUGGUCCACCGAUUGUGCCUGGGAAACUUGUUGAAUCAGUUCAGGGAAGUGGUUGGGGAAAGGAUGAUUUUGGUAAUCCUGUUUUGGUUUCAAAGACGGUUUGGGCUUACCGUACUCCAACCCCAAAGUAUGAUCCCAACAUGUUCCCCUUCCGAAGUACCUGGGCAUAUAAGUCGGGCAGCUGGAUUCAGCUAGAGAAGGAUGUGCGGUGGGUUGAUCAAGUUGAUCCACAUGCAUUGCUUCCUUGUGGGCCAGUCAGCACCUUGGUCACGGUGUUUUGCAGUCGCACCCGGCGACAGAUUUGCGAGGACUCAGUCCCUUGGCAACUCAAAAAGAAACCCAAACAGGCAGUUGCGGAUGACUCCCAAUCUAGUCACAAUGUCCAUGUGGUUGAAAGUAAGAACCGUCUCAAGAAGAUGUUGGACAAAGAGAUUCCAUGGGAAAAGAUACCUGAUAAUGAAAGGGUUGCCUAUCAGGAGGCCAUCGCAAAGGAAUGGAGCAGCUGGUUGCAAUAUGAAAGUUGUGAGGUUCUGUCAGUAGAAGAAAGUCAAAGGGUGCAACAGGAAUCGGCGGGUGUGUCCUACUGUGGAAAGGAGAUCAAGGUUAAGGGAUCCGGAGCCCAACGUUUUGCCUUAGUAGCCGAAUCACGUUUUGGCCCCGACCUUGUCACAGCCUUGGAUGAAGAGGAUUGGCAGGAUGUAGUUCCACUUCACAUGAUAACGGAUUGCAAGUCUAUUUAUGAUCACAUCCGAAAGGAUGGUCACCAUGUGAGCGAUAAAGGAUCCAUCAUUCAAGUGCUGUUACUGAGAAAGAUGUGUUCAAUCAAGCCGGGUUCCAGCCGUGCACAACUGUGGUGGGUGCCAACGAGACACCAGCUUGCAGAUUUCAUGACGAAAGCUGGGAAGGGAAAGGCCUUCAGAGACAGUCUCGGUUGGGCCCAAUUCCAUGAGAUGUCUGCGGCAAAGAGUCGGUUGCACAAGACUUUCAAGUCAGAGAAGAAUAGGACCAGUGUGAAUUUUCAGGAUUGCAACUGA